AUGCCAGUUAGUGGGCAGCGUUCUGCUGCUGCUGCUGCUUCCAGCAGCGCGCGGCAGUCGUCUUCCUGCAGCAACAGCAACAGCAGCAGCAGCAGCAGCAGCAGCAGCAGCAGGAGCCCCGUAAUUAGCCUUGGCUUGGCUGCCGGCUGCUGCUGCUGUUUGUCGGCAAAGCCCAUUGUGGAAGCAGGAGGAGAUGCAGCAGCAGCAGCGGCAACAGCAACAGCAGCAACAGCAGCAACAGCAGUAGCAGUAGCAGCAGCAGCAGCAGCAGCAGCAACACUCACAGCAGCAAGAGCUGCUGCAGUGUGUCCCCUCGCGUUCUUCGCCUCCACUGGGACCCCCAGGCCCAGUACGGCUUUUACUGUUUCGAGCGAUCCUCCAGCAGCAGCUGCAGCAGCAGCAGUAGCAGCAGCAGCAGCAGCAGCAGCAGUAGCAGCAGCAGCAGCAGCAGCAGCAGCAGCAGUAGCAGCAGCAGCAGCAGCAGCAGCAGCGGCAGGAGCCCUAAGCCUCUGGUGGCUCUCUACAAGAAGAUAA
This is a messenger RNA of Eimeria necatrix, 534 nucleotides long. RefSeq lists its product as hypothetical. Gene Ontology annotation, biological process: translation. The transcript has a single exon. Gene Ontology annotation, cellular component: ribosome. Bases 1 to 534 code for a protein of 177 amino acids. The record is from RefSeq and is a predicted model, not a curated record. Lineage: Eukaryota; Apicomplexa; Conoidasida; Eucoccidiorida; Eimeriidae. Gene Ontology annotation, molecular function: structural constituent of ribosome.